Messenger RNA from Paralichthys olivaceus (Japanese flounder), 1674 nucleotides. The record is from RefSeq and is a predicted model, not a curated record. Lineage: Eukaryota; Metazoa; Chordata; Actinopteri; Pleuronectiformes; Paralichthyidae.
AUGGAAACACAGGUAACUGCGCAGCAGCUGUGGAAACAAGUUUACAACAGGCUUGGAGGAAAUCCACGAAGCACGAGUGCAGCCACAUGCACUCGCAGACACUACGAGAAACUUCUUCUGCCAUAUGAAUGUCACAAGAAAGGCAUAGUGAUGAGUGCCUUGCCUCAGCAUCAGCCAAAACUCUUGCAUGAUGUCAACUUCAACAAAGACGACGAGGAUGGCCAGAGACCAGCCAAACGCAAACUGUUAUCAGUGCCGCUGCAACAGAGCGUUCCUCAGCUCCAGUCAGAUACCCAUGGGAACAUCUUCCCUCUGCAGCUCCACUACUCUCAGUACUAUCACCCAAGCCAUGCAGUUCUACCCCCGUAUGUCCCAAUGUCCUCCUCCAUGUUGACAUCGCAGAGUCCCCCUUCCCCCGAGCCCCAGUUCCCUUUCUGUCCACCUUGUCCAAAUCCAACAGACAGGGUCAAGGAGCCACUGGAGCACUUGCGCAACCUGGCAGAACAGUAUAAGACCUCGUCCGGGCUCACUGAGCCCCUGAACCUGAGUGUCAAAGCCCAAAGCCAGGAGGCCAACAGAAACCCUACCUCAUCCUUCGCUCCACCAUCAUCCAGCAAGAACCCAAAGUUUUUGAACAAACCCUCACCUCUGUACACACAUCGCCCUCCGGUGGUGAGAAACGAUGGCUGCGAGGCUCAAGAUGGCGAUGCAGAUAUCACACCGUAUUCAUAUCCUGUUAAAGAAGCGGAGGCGUAUGUCAUUGAUGUUGAAGAUGUAACAGACUGCAGCCCCAAAAGUGAACCUACUCUGAUGACAGAUGAAGGUAUCACAACUAUGGCACAAAAACGCAGCUCUCCGGAAACAGACUAUACAAUUUGGCCAAAACAAAAAAAGAGCGUAGGCAGUCCAGAAGUAGGGGGGCUUAAUCUCAGCUAUGGUCUGCCCAGCCACCCUCAAGACAAGGAUGGCAAGAUGGAAAUUCAGAUCCCGCUGUCUAUGUUCCAUAGCUGGCUCAGGCUUUGUGGGUCCUCAGCUUUGAUUCAUGAAGCUAAGCAGCUACAGGCUCUCCCUACACUGGAAGCACACUCGGAACAGAGUAACUGCUCUGAUCCAGAAAUCCUCCCCACCAAUCUCUCCCUUCACUCAGAUCCCCACCACUGGAGCCCAGCUGCUGAGGAUCUGAGGCAGAGGACAGCGCCAAGCCCUAUGCCGACCAUCCAGACCAAUAGCACAAGCCAAAACCAUUUCACCACCUACAAGCGUUUGCCCUCCGGUGGCAGUAUGAAGAACGCAUCCAGCCGAGAUGUCUACCCAGUCGACCAGCAGGAUAUUAUUCAGCCGUACGGUUCCAAAGUCUCACAAUGCUGGGACAGCUAUGACAAAGAGACCCGUGCCGCCCACAUCCGAGGGAAAGCCGAAUCCAGUCCCAUCACAGUUCAGCAAGACUUUACUGCUAAGUCCUUGUACCAAGACGCACCCAGGGGAGGAAGAGAAAGGUCAGAGGUGGCGCCCUCAGCAUUGCUAAUGGUGAAUUCCAGCUCUCUGUUGCACCUCACCACUGAAGAAGUGAUGAAGCUGAAGAAAAUCAUCUCAAGCUCAUCAUGAAGAUCAGUUCAGAUUAUUCCACUGAUUCGCCAACAUCACAUUAAAGCUGACUCAUAUUUUGCUUUUCCA